This is a messenger RNA of Cryptococcus wingfieldii CBS 7118, 1272 nucleotides long. RefSeq names its product D-serine dehydratase. Gene Ontology annotation, molecular function: D-serine ammonia-lyase activity. The transcript has 6 exons. Gene Ontology annotation, biological process: D-serine catabolic process. The record is from RefSeq and is a predicted model, not a curated record. NCBI's taxonomy places the organism in Eukaryota, Fungi, Basidiomycota, Tremellomycetes, Tremellales, Cryptococcaceae. Bases 1 to 1272 code for a protein of 423 amino acids.
AUGUCCACCUCCACCCCCCUCUCGUUCUACUCCCUCCCAGACAAGGGCCAGCUUCAGAAGGCAUUCGUCGGCAAGCCGCUCUCCGCUUUGCGCACCCCGGCUUUGAUUGUGGAUAGAAAGGUCUUCAAGGAGAACUGUGAGCGUGUCACGGGGGAGGCAAAUGCUAGAGGGAUGGCUUUCAGGGCGCAUGUCAAAACGCACAAGACGACUGAAGGCACGAGGAUGCAGGUGGAAGCUGCUGGCGGUGUCAAAGCUGUCAUUGCAUCGACUAUGGUCGAGGUCUGGCAGGUCGUUCAAUCUGGCUUGGUGGAAGAAGGCCUUGUGGAUGAUAUUCUGUAUAGCAUGCCCAUAGGCGCCGAUAAACUGGAGGACAUCACCUCUGCUCAAGACGCUAUGGUUGGUAAAGGUGUGAUCCGGAUUAUGGUCGACCACGCCCAGCAGAUUCAGUUCCUCCAGGCGUACAACAGGAGACUGGCUAGUGAGGGGAAGGAGAGGGGAAAGUGGUCGGUCUUUGUUAAGGUUGAUGGUGGUGGUCGACGAGCGGGCGCGCCUCCCGAGAGUGAGCAGAUGAAAGACCUUCUGGCCGCUAUCCUCGCUGCACCCGAGGCUAUCUCCAUCUUUGGCUUCUACUCCCACUUUGGCCAAUCCUACGCCUCCUCAUCCCUCGCAGCCGGCUCAUCCUUCUUCCACGCCGAAAUCGCCUGUACCCAAACCGCCGCCAAGCUCGCUCGCUCCCUGGGUGCCCUGGGUGAUUGGGUCAUCUCGGUAGGCGCUACCCCGACGGCACAUGCGGCUGUUCAGGAGGCGGUGACGGAUUUGAAAGUCGAUGGGAAACUCGAGCUACACGCGGGCUGUUACUGCAUGAACGACCUCCAACAACUAUCCACCUCCCUCCCUUCCCCCUCCCACCUCGCACUCUCCGUCCUCUCCCGCGUCGUAUCGCUCUACCCUGCUGAAGAUCGACGAGAAGCCAUGUGCGAUACUGGCGCUCUGGCGGUGUCCAAAGAUACGGGCAGGCAACCCGGGUAUGGGCGGGUUAUCUGGCCGAAAAAGGCGGAGGGCUGGGACCUGGGGAGGGUUAGUCAGGAGCAUGGAACGCUUUUGAGGCGAGAGGGAGGAGGAGGGGGAGAGGGAGAGUUGGAGAUUGGGGACCUUAUUCGGAUCUUGCCUCAGCAUGCGUGUUUGGUGUGCGCGUGUUUCCCGUGGAUGUAUGUGGUGGAUGAUGGAGGGAAGGAGGUUGUAGAUGUUUGGGUGCCUUGGAAGGGGUGGUAG